This is a messenger RNA of Penicillium brevicompactum, 609 nucleotides long. RefSeq lists its product as uncharacterized. The transcript has 4 exons. The record is from RefSeq and is a predicted model, not a curated record. The coding region runs from base 1 to 609 and encodes 202 amino acids. NCBI's taxonomy places the organism in Eukaryota, Fungi, Ascomycota, Eurotiomycetes, Eurotiales, Aspergillaceae.
AUGUCCUGGAAGCUCACUAAAAAGUUGAAGGAGACCCAUCUGGCUCCCCUGACCUCCUCCUUCGGCCGCUCGUCCUCUACGUCCACUAUCAAGGGCGAAAACGGCGAUGAGGCAACGACGCCCGUGUCAUCCAACCCGCCCAGCAUCGCCUCCGCCACACCGUCAACAAACGGAAUUCUGGCUUCUGAGUCUCUCGUUUCUCCUCCUGUGGCUACUGUGAACCCAGGUAUCCUGAUCGUUACUCUCCACGAAGGGCGCGAUUUUUCACUGUCCCCUCAUUUUCAACAAAUAUUCGCCAACCAUUUCCAAAAUAACUCCUAUGCGCCCUCCUCCUUACGUCCGAGCACCUCUUCCUCAUCCCACUCGGCCCAAAACCAAGCGGGCUCGUUUGUGCAGUCGGGCCGCCCGCAGUCUACCAGCGGGGGAAUCAAUGCCGCCCCCACUAUCCACGGUCGCUAUUCCACCAAGUACCUCCCUUACGCCCUCCUCGAUUUCGAAAAGAACCAAGUUUUCGUCGAUGCUGUGUCGGGUACACCCGAGAGCCCGCUUUGGGCUGGCGACAACACGGCGUUCAAAUUCGAUGUCCCGGCCUGGCGCCGGACGGAGUGA